Penicillium hordei is the source of this 1237-nucleotide messenger RNA. It is a transcript of the gene rho1, whose product is annotated as Rho family GTPase RHO1. The transcript is spliced from 6 exons. The record is from RefSeq and is a predicted model, not a curated record. Gene Ontology annotation, molecular function: GTP binding; GTPase activity. Bases 237 to 833 code for a protein of 198 amino acids. Gene Ontology annotation, biological process: small GTPase-mediated signal transduction. NCBI's taxonomy places the organism in Eukaryota, Fungi, Ascomycota, Eurotiomycetes, Eurotiales, Aspergillaceae.
UACCGAUACACCAACGGCAACAACAAAUACCGUAUACUGCCACCGCCCUACAUUGUCUGGCCUGGUCUUCUAUCUUUCUCUCCUCCACCUCCAAAUCAUCAUUCCAUCGUCUUUUUUUUCAUCGCUUCCCAUCGGAAAUACCUACUCCAUCUUCUUCAUUUCUCUGGAGCUAUUACUGCUAGCACUAGCUGAUUUACUGCAUUAAAAACUACCACACCGUUGCGCCUUUGAACACUAUGGCCGAGAUCCGUCGCAAGCUCGUCAUCGUAGGCGAUGGUGCCUGCGGUAAGACCUGUCUGCUCAUUGUUUUCUCCAAGGGCACCUUCCCCGAGGUCUACGUCCCCACAGUCUUCGAGAACUACGUCGCCGAUGUCGAGGUUGAUAACAAGCACGUCGAGCUCGCUCUUUGGGAUACUGCUGGCCAGGAAGAUUACGAUCGUCUCCGUCCCCUCUCAUACCCCGACUCACAUGUGAUCCUGAUCUGUUUCGCUGUGGACUCGCCCGAUUCGCUCGACAACGUCCAGGAGAAGUGGAUCUCCGAGGUUCUGCACUUCUGCCAGGGUCUCCCUAUUAUCCUCGUCGGUUGCAAGAAGGAUCUUCGCGACGACCGCAAGACUAUUGAUGAGCUUGCCAAGACCUCUCAGCGCCCCGUCUCGCAAGACCAGGGUGAGGAAGUCCGCAAGAAGAUCGGUGCCUACAAGUACCUUGAGUGCUCCGCCCGCACCAACGAGGGUGUCCGUGAAGUCUUCGAGGCCGCCACUCGUGCCGCUCUCCUAAAGGCCGUUAAGGGCAAGGGAGGCCGCAAGCCUGGCAAGGGCUGCCUGAUUCUCUAAACGAACCAAUUGUUGAGGUGGUCUGGCUCGAGCAAAGGUCAUAUGUAUGAGAGCCUCCACGAAAAACAAUUGGUGAUGUUGUUCUCGGAAAGGAGGAAGGCUUCAUGGCCUGCAUGCGAAAUUGUGGAUAAUAUCGAAUCCGGGCACCCGAGUCGUGGAGGUUUCCCCCCACAAUUCAGCUGGUCGACCUUGUGUUUUUCUUUUGCCUUUAUUUGCAGAAUUUGUCUAGGGAGGCGUUGUCUUCAUCAUAACCCUGUGGGCUUUUCUUUUUCUUUUCCUCUCUUCGUUCCGACGCCGUGAAUUUUUCAAAUGCCAAACCGCCGCGUUGAGGUGGCAAUUAUAAACCAACCGAAAAGCAUCGAAAAAAAAGAACCCAAAUUGGAACAACCAGGAGAUGAAGAGGG